AUUCUUACACGGAGCAACAACUUUACGACGUGGAAUCCUAGCUGUCCUUUAAACUGUUGCCAUGCCCCCAAAGCAAACAUCAGGUACCGGCCGUGGCCGACCAAAAGCCACAACCAAGAAAGCCGCCAAGGCACCAGAACCUGAAUCCGAACCGCAAUCGAGUAACCCAUUUGAGCUCUCAGAUGACGAUAACAACCAAAACAGGACCUCAACGCGCGAAGCACAAGUUGUAGAAGAGGAGGAACCUGAUAAGUCGAUCCCGCCAGAGCUGCUAACACGGCUGCUGCACGAAUUUUUCGCUAAAGAUGCGACGCGGAUAUCAAGGGAUGCAAACGCUGCGGCGUGCAAAUAUUUUGAUGUAUUUGUGAGAGAGGCUAUUGCCAGGGCGGCUGUCGAGAAGGAGGGCGGAUUCCUCGAAGUUGAGGACCUGGAGAAGGCAAUAUCUCCCACCAAGCCUUACAUCUAUCUCAAGCUCAAGAAAGCAAGAACGGAGGAUCAUCCGAUAGAUACAACGGUCGCCUGCAGUCUGGUGUUUCCGACUGCGUCAGCCCAGAUCGUUCAUAUUGGCGUUGGCAAUUACAUCCCCAUCUUGGGCGUCGGUAACUGUUCUCGUACUUUAUUCGAAGCCAGCUUUUCGCCUAAGAAGUUUCAUUAUAUUACGGAUGAGGCACUUCCGAAGCAGACGAACCCCUGGUCGAUCUGCUCCGACACGGUUGGGCCUGGAGCCGAGGCCUAUAGUCACCGAAAAUAUCUGAUUGUCAUGUCCCAGAGCCUUACCAAAGCUAGCCAAGCCAUACCCAGCACUAUUUGUUUCAUUCCUCAACUCUUACAGCAAAGCCUUGUUGAUAGUGUCUCAUACUACGCCUGUCCUAGUGCCCUUCCUUUGCCUCUACCAAAUACCCACAACCCCAAAUCUCUAAUCAUUAUGUAUUUCUCACAAAUUGCUAUUGUUGCCCUUGCGGCUGUUGCUGAAGCCGUCGAUGUCCAAGUCGUCUCGGUUGGCAGAAACUCAGCAACAAAUGCCACUGGCCUCAAGUUCUGGCCUGAAAAGAUCACAGCAGAGCCAGGAACGAUGGUUCAGUUUCAAUUCUGGGCUGGCAACCACACAGUGACGCAGUCUACCUUUGACGACCCUUGUGUUCCUAUCGGCAAUGUUAUGUCAAACGUCACUGGCAUCUACUCUGGCUACCAGCCUGUUGAGGCUAGCAUGUCCAAGGGCAUGAUUCCCACUUACACCAUCAUGGUCAAGGACAAGAAGCCUAUGUGGCUCUUCUGCAGCAAGGCAAAGCACUGUCAGGGUGGAAUGUCGAUGGUUAUCAACGAAAACACAUCUGCCAAUGCUACAAGAUCGCUCAACAACUACAAGAGCCUCUGCAGUUCAGCUACAGUAUCCGAAGUCGUUCCUGUUCAAGGUGGCGGCUCCCCACAAGGUGGAAAUGGUGGUAAUGGCACCAACACAGGCGGUUCUGGCGGUGGCAGCUCUGGAGGUGACGGCUCCGGAGACGAUAGCUCCGACGGCGGCAGUAGCUCCGGCGGCGACAGCUCUGAUGACGGCAGCUCCUCCGGUGACGAUAGUUCCGAUGAUGGAAGCUCUGAUGACGGCUCCGAGGAUGGCUCUGGCACGCCAACUGGCGUCGCGACCCCUGGAGCUACUGGCACUCCCACAGCUGGGUCUUCAGGCGAUCCUGUGGUCACUGCUGCUGCUGCUGAGCUCAAGGCCCCUAUUUCGAUGCUGCUAGCAGUCGGUGCUGCUGCUAUACAUAAUGCUGGGAACAAUUAA
This is a messenger RNA of Fusarium redolens, 1780 nucleotides long. RefSeq names its product CENP-S associating centromere protein X-domain-containing protein. The transcript is spliced from 9 exons. The record is from RefSeq and is a predicted model, not a curated record. Lineage: Eukaryota; Fungi; Ascomycota; Sordariomycetes; Hypocreales; Nectriaceae. Gene Ontology annotation, biological process: kinetochore assembly; DNA repair. Bases 62 to 1780 code for a protein of 572 amino acids.